GAUAUGGCUGGUGCUGUGACCUAUGCUGACCUGAGGUUCACUAAAGCUCCUGUAAGAGGUUCCAGGCAACCAGAAAGCUCAGAAGAUAAUGAGUCAGGGCAGCUGGAGAUGAUGUAUGAGAAUGUGAGUAGACAGAAAGAUCAACAAGAAAAUACAGAAAAUCCAACUCCAGAGAAGGACGGUCAGUGUUCCUUCAGCACAGGUUUCCGGAGCCAUCUUCUUACAUCACUGUUGUUCGUGCUGUGUCUUAUUUUUAUUUGGGCCACAAUUGGAUUUGGAGUGAAAUAUAAUCAGAUUACAAAAGAGUUGCAACAAUUGUCAGCUAAUCAAACUAUUCUGAAGAGCCAUUUAUCUGAAACCAUUGAAAUCAGGGAGGAGCGGCUUAGAGAGAUAAACAAGGAACUGACACAAACCAAAUUGGAGCUGACACAAGUGACACAAGAUCGUAAUGACUACAACACCUCUCUGCAGAAAUGUCAGCAAGGACAAACAGAGUCAAGGAAGCAGAUUAAUGAUCUAGAGCAUUUUUACAGCACAACUCUGCAGGAGAAGAAACAGGCAGAAAAAAGCUUGCAAGACAUCCAGUCAAGAAUCAAGACAUUACAACAAGGAUUAAAGGAGUUUUACCUAUGA
This is a messenger RNA of Bombina bombina (fire-bellied toad), 633 nucleotides long. RefSeq names its product B-cell differentiation antigen CD72. The transcript is spliced from 5 exons. The coding region runs from base 4 to 633 and encodes 209 amino acids. Gene Ontology annotation, molecular function: transmembrane signaling receptor activity. NCBI's taxonomy places the organism in Eukaryota, Metazoa, Chordata, Amphibia, Anura, Bombinatoridae. The record is from RefSeq and is a predicted model, not a curated record. Gene Ontology annotation, cellular component: plasma membrane.